This is a messenger RNA of Ilex paraguariensis (yerba mate), 687 nucleotides long. The record is from the annotation of a GenBank genome assembly. Lineage: Eukaryota; Viridiplantae; Streptophyta; Magnoliopsida; Aquifoliales; Aquifoliaceae.
AUGUUAAAGGUCACAACACCUGUUUCAAGAUCAACUAAUGUUCGAUAUGUUCAUCCUUUAAACAUCCCAAAGUCUGCUGAAGUGAGUUCGUCAAACGAAUCUGACCAUGCACUUCUUUCAUCCCGCAUGACUAAGGGUAUUUUCAAGAAACAGGAUAUAGGCUCGAAUCGAGGAAGGAUUCUAAGCGUAAUUGUACCAGUUGAUAAUCUUGGUUCUAUUAAGCAGGUAAUUCAAGAGAGGUGCCAAACAAGAGCUACAGAAGCUGAGCAUAAUUUGACUUGUACCUGGACAGAAGAUGGUGCAAAUCAUACUACUAUAAAGUCUCCCACAGGCAAGAUUGACCCAUCUUGUGAUGCUCUGAAUGACUUAUCAAAUUUUUUAGAAUUAUCCCCGCGAUCUUGCAAUAAAGAUCUUGCCACAUUAAAUUUCAUCCCAGGUAUUUGUGGAGACCAAAAUCUUGACAAUGAUAUCACUGAAGUUUUAUUUGAUGACAACGAUCAGACCAUGUCCAUUCUUUCCGACAGUGGUGAGAUUCUUCCUUUGGUUGAUGGAGAACAUACCAAUCCUUGUGAAGGGAAAGUUAAUUCUAAAACAAAUCUUUCAUGUGUUAUACAAGCAGGGCAAGAAGCUAUUAAUAAUUCUGUUAUGAAUACUCUUCUUAAGCCAUAUGGACCUAGUAAAACAUGA